AAUGUGAUGGGUGCUCCCUUUCGACCUUAUCGGCGGUUUCCGUCUCUAUCUGUUGGUGUUAUUCCUCUUUGCCCUUGUUUUUGGACUUUUGAAAUUCGUGCCUUCAUGCAAGUUGAGGUAGUACUGCAGUGCCGGUGCGAUUUUUUGGGAUUGUUUAGAUCGUUCAAGGUGAAGAAGGUGAGCAAGAGAUUUGUAAGCGAUUAUCGUUGUUUCCUCGAGAAGUUCAAUAUGAGGAACUUGAGUGGUCGCCAGGAGCUUACGAAGAGUUGAAGGGAGGUGAUCGAAGUUUAUAUAUCAUAAGCCUGCGUCAGGACUUAGUACUUUUCUCACGGGGAAAAACCCUGGAACUCACGCAUCUUCUAUCGCUAUCAUGGAGAACUCUAUGGAUUUCAACAGAUUGUGUCCUUAGGAACAAGCAGGAAGAAAAUCCCGUGUGAGCUCCUAUAGUUUUCAUAUUAUUUGGAAAGGAAGCUGUCGGCAUUUUAGGCUUUCACAGCUUCAAAAUUUUAAACGAUUUCCCGCAUAGCACCUUCUAAAUAUUGAUUAGAGACAAUCCGGAGCCUUCGAUUGCAGAGGUUUCUGCAGGGUUUAUCGACAAGUUUUUUUCUAGAGGUUCCUUGAGCGAGUACCCGAUGACUGUUAAAGCGGACAUUUCAAUCCAGGAUGGCCAUUUGCUGGUCUAUGGAGAACCUUUACUCAGGAACAUCCCAUCCAACGUGCACUUCAUCGGUGAUCCUAAUCUACACGGGGGCUUCCUGGGAGCCUCAUUUCCAGAGAGCAACAGCUUUCACGUGGUUCCACUCGGUGUUCUCCAGAAUAUCCGUUUCUUGUGUUGCUUCCGCUUCAAGCUGUGGUGGAUGACACAGAGAAUGGGUUCUUGUGGACGGGAGGUUCCACAUGAGACACAAUUCAUGCUCUUGGAAGGACCUUCAGAGAACUUCACUGUCUUGCUGCCAAUCAUAGAUGGCGCAUUUCGGGCUUGUCUUCUUGGCAAUACUGAGAACUUUCUUCAAUUGUGUGUUGAAAGUGGAGACCCCGCUGUCACCACAAAUUGUUCGUUAAAUGCAAUUUAUGUGAAUGUGGGUACUAACCCUUUUGAGGUUAUCUCAGAGGCAGUAAGAGCUGUGGAAGGACACUUGGAGACAUUCGUUCAUCGUGAAAAUAAGCAGAUGCCAGGAAUUUUGGACUAUUUUGGUUGGUGUACAUGGGACGCUUUCUAUACAGAUGUUUCUGCGGAGGGCGUCAAGCAGGGAUUGUCAAGUCUGGCAGGAGGUGGAACACCAGCUCGGUUUCUGAUCAUUGAUGAUGGCUGGCAAUCCAUUGCGGAGGACAACAGAUCACCAGAAGAGGCUGCAGCUGUUACUCAAGGCCCCCAGUAUGCAAGUAGGCUCACACAUAUCAGGGAAAAUCACAAGUUUCAGAAGGAUGGUGUACCAGGUUUGUGGCCUGAAGAUCAAAGUCUAGGACUUCAACACACUGUUCUUGAUGCAAAAACCAAUUUCAAUCUCAAGUACGUGUACGUGUGGCAUGCGCUGGCUGGAUAUUGGGGAGGAGUCCAACCUGGAGGAUUGAAUACCAAGAACUAUAAUUCAAGCCUUGUAUAUCCCGUACACUCCCCAGGCGUGUUGGAUAAUCAGCCUGAUAUGUCCGUUGACAGUCUCACUGUGAAUGGCUUGGGCUUAGUUAACCCAAAGGAGUUUUUUACUUUCUAUGAUGAGCUUCACCGCUACCUAGCUGCCGCUGGUGUGGAUGGUGUCAAGGUUGACGUACAAAAUAUUUUUGAGACGUUAAGUGCAGGACUUGGUGGCCGUGUGCAGCUCGUGCAGCAAGUUCAUGAAGCUUUAGAGGCUUCUAUAGCUCGCAAUUUCCCAGAAAAUGGGUGCAUUAGCUGCAUGAGCCAUAGUACUGACAACCUUUACUACUCAAAGCGAACCGCUGUAGUGCGAGCAUCAGAUGAUUUUUGGCCAAGAGACCCAGCUUCUCAUACUAUUCAUAUUGCAUCAGUUGCAUAUAACACCUUGUUUCUUUCAGAAUUUAUGCAGCCAGACUGGGACAUGUUCCAUAGUCUGCACCCGGCAGCAGAGUACCAUGCGGCUGCCCGUGCUAUAGGAGGAUGUGCAGUUUAUGUUAGCGACAAACCUGGAAACCACGACUUUGAUCUAUUAAAGAAACUGGUGUUGCCUGAUGGAACGGUGUUGCGAGCUUUGCUUCCAGGCCGCCCCACUCGUGACUGUCUAUUUUCUGAUCCUUCUAGGGAUGGUAAAAGUUUGCUUAAGAUUUGGAACAUGAACAAGUGUGGAGGAGUAAUAGGCAUCUUCAACUGCCAAGGAGCAGGAUGGUGUAAGUUGGACAAGAAGUAUAUGAUCCAUGAUGUCGACCCGGAUCCGAUCUCAGGCAGUGUUCGUUCUGCUGAUAUUGAGCGUUUGGGUGACGCAGCACCAGAUGGGUGGGAUGGUGAUUGCAUCGUUCUUAGUCAUCGAACUUGUGAGCUUAUCAGGAUUCCUCGCAACGCAGCAUUGCCCAUAACGUUACGGAAGUUGGAGUAUGAGUUGUUCACAGUUACACCUGUGAAGAAUGUGGAUGCCCAGCUGUGUUUUGCACCUCUGGGUUUGAUCAAGAUGUUCAACUCGGGGGGAGCAUUAAGAGGACUUGAGUAUGACACCCAAGGCAGAACUGUAACCAUGCAAGUGCAUGGAUGCGGAACGUUGGGGGUCUAUGCUUCACAAAGACCGCAAAGUUGUAUCCUUGAUGACUCCAUAGACAUCGCCAUUAGCUACGAUCGUAGCUCAGGUCUGAUUUCGGUGUCUCUUCCUCAAUCAGAUGAAGGUCACUUGUGGUCCGUUCGUAUGAGGUUUUAGGUUUUAGGAAUCAAGCAUUGGGUAUGACUUGUGUUUUAGAAAAUUCGUAAUAAUUUAAAACUACCAAUGGUAAUCCAUCCUUUACCUACAUCAAAAUUUCCGUCGUUCUUUUGAUUAUUCUUCAUUUUAUUAAAAUAUAUUCAAAAAAAUUGUACCGAGUUUUUAUUUCA
Molecule: messenger RNA, 3028 nt
Organism: Physcomitrium patens
Lineage: Eukaryota; Viridiplantae; Streptophyta; Bryopsida; Funariales; Funariaceae
Source: RefSeq, a predicted model, not a curated record